This is a messenger RNA of Notolabrus celidotus (New Zealand spotty), 1823 nucleotides long. RefSeq names its product tRNA methyltransferase 10C, mitochondrial RNase P subunit (gene trmt10c). Bases 267 to 1742 code for a protein of 491 amino acids. The transcript has a single exon. Lineage: Eukaryota; Metazoa; Chordata; Actinopteri; Labriformes; Labridae. Gene Ontology annotation, molecular function: tRNA binding. Gene Ontology annotation, cellular component: nucleoplasm; mitochondrion; nucleus. The record is from RefSeq and is a predicted model, not a curated record. Gene Ontology annotation, biological process: positive regulation of mitochondrial translation; mitochondrial tRNA 5'-end processing.
CUUAUAGUGUGACACCGUGUUACAACGUGACCUUCCUCCAAUAUUUGACAAGCAUGGAAGCAGAGCUAAGUGAACACAACUUCUGGAUUAGGAGACACAAGAAGAUGUGACUUGUAACUUCAUCGUGGCAGCGAAACGGAGAUAAAUCAAGUUAUAGGAGUUUAUGUUCUGUUGAAAUUAAUAGAGAUAUAGACCUGCAGUGGCUGCCCACGCUUCCUGGUGUUUACUACAUUUGAGACAACUGCACUUUUAAAAAAAUCAUUGCAAUGUUGCGCCUCUUCGCUAACCAGGGUUUGUAUGAACUCUGGAGGUGCAGUCAUCAUGUAGCAGCCUGUGUUACCAAGAGGAGAGCUUUGAGCCUGAUCAGCAGCGCCGGUCAGCAGCACCGACCACACAUCCUGGGUCGAGGCUUCAGUACCGGGUUCCCAGUGUGGAAAGAUGCUCUACAGCCACAAAUGGACAAAUCAGAGGAAUUGGACACAGUAGAUCUGGACAAAUGGAAAUCAGUAAUGAGGUCUCAAGCUGCAUCAGGAGAGAAAGUCAAUGAAGAAGAUGAAGCAAGUGAUGAUGAUGGAAGUCAGGUACCAGGAGGUGAUUCAAACUUAAGCUCUUCACUGGAGGCAACUCGGGAAAUGGUGACAAUGUGGCGUGAAGCUGGUAAACUGGUACCUCAGGAGAUAAAUGAUGAAGAGGUUAAGAUUUUGGCAGAGCUCACCACCAAGUCCGCCAGGAAGAAGUACCUGAAGUACCUGGCUAUCAAGGAGGGCCACAAAAGGGCCAAUAAAGAGAAGAAGCUAAAGAAGAAGGCAGAAAAGGAAGCCUUUAAGGAGCAGAAGAAAGAGCAGGACGAUGAAGAAGACGAUCAUACAGCUUGGAAUCUUAGAAGGACGUUCAUCCGCAAGUACUGGGACCGCUCCCUGGACCAGGUUCUGGCCUGGAGAAGCGCCCAGGCCAUGAUGUUUGAUCAGCCUCUGGUGUUUGACAUGAGCUACGCCACCAGCAUGACCAGGCGGGAGGUGGAGAACACUGUGUCCCAGCUUAUGGAGGUGGAAGGGAGGAACCGACGUGCCACCGAGCCCUUUCACCUCCACUAUUGCAACCUGCAGAAGGACGGGGCCUACAUGCAGGAGCUGCUCAAACGAUACGGAGCUGAGAGGUUGGACCGCCUGCUCAUCACCACCACUGACCGCCACCAUGUCGACAUGUUCCCCCACGAGCAGCUUGUGUACCUGACUGCAGACUCUCCUAAUGUUCUCCGCAAGUUUGACCACUCCAAGGUCUACAUCAUCGGGGCUUUGGUGGACCGGUCAAUCCAGUCUGGCUUAUCUUUAGCCAACGCCAAGCGCCUGAAGCUGGCCACUGCACGGUUACCCCUGGAUGAGUUCCUCCACUGGGACAUCGGAGCCAAAAAUCUGACUCUGGACCAGAUGAUCCGCAUCAUGCUCACCAUGAAGGAUACAGGGAAGUGGGAGGAGGCGCUGCAGUUUGUGCCUCAGAGGAAGCACGAUGGAUUCCAUCAACAGAGGACACAGAAAGUGACGACCGAUUACACUGUCAGAGGAGUGUCACUUCAUGGAUACAGGCAAGGUGAGGACCGGCCAGUCAGACCUAGAAGUGACGGUCCAAGCUUUCAGCGGUCUUAUAAAGACGAUGGACUGAGCAAAGUACGGACAUCUUUAAAGAACAGCAUGGAGAGGGGGAAAGGUGCAGGCAGGGGCAGGGUAUGGUGGGAUAAGGAAUGAAGUAAAUAUGUAAUCUUGUAAUAUUGACAUCUUUCUGCUCACCAUCAGAGACAAGUGGUGAAUAAAAUGUUAUUGACUCUC